Messenger RNA from Cutaneotrichosporon oleaginosum, 1533 nucleotides. Lineage: Eukaryota; Fungi; Basidiomycota; Tremellomycetes; Trichosporonales; Trichosporonaceae. The record is from RefSeq and is a predicted model, not a curated record.
AUGAGCCCACCACCUCCCUCCCCAGAGAAGUCCAAGGAGGAGCUUGAGGCGACUGUCGCUGUGCAAGGCGUCCAGCUGGAGCGCAACUUCUCCUUCCUCGCCAUCCUUGGCGUUUCCUUCUCUAUCCUCAACUCAUGGACCGCCAUGUCUGCUUCCCUCCCUCUCGUUCUUGGUUCCGGUGGCUCCAUCGCCAUGGUUUGGGGCCUGCUCGUCUCCGCCCUCGGCACGCUGGCGAUGGGGGUCAGUCUGGCUGAGGUGUGCCACGUACUUCCCCUCAGCGGUGGGCAGUACGACUGGUCCUACGUUCUCGCUCCGGACGGGUGGAAGGAGCGUCUGUCCUUUAUUGCAGGGUGGAACGGCACUGCAGGCUGGGUGGCGCUCUCUGCUGCUGCUCCUGUACUGGGCUCUGGAUUCAUCUCUGGCCUCAUCGCCCUCUGGAACCCGGAAUUUGCGAUGCAGCCGUGGCAGUUCUUCCUCCUCUUCCUUGCCAUCGCAUUGCUGGCUUUCGUUCUCAACGUCUUCGGCGUGCGCGCCCUACCGGCUAUUGAUCGCUUCGCGGGUACAUGGAGCAUCGUCGGCUUUGUUGUUGCCAGCAUCGUCUGCCUCGCCUGCGCCGACACCUUCCAGAAGCCGAAAGCUGUCUUCGCGACGUUCACCAAUGUCACUGGUUGGCCUGACGGAAUGGCAUUCAUCCUCGGUCUUCUGCAGUCGACGUUUGGUCUCACAGCCUUUGACGCCGCCAGCCACCUCGUUGAGGAGAUGCCGCGGCCGUACAUCCACGCCCCGCGCGUCAUGGUGCUGGCGAUCGUCCUCGGCGCCGCCACGAGCUGGGUGUUUAUGAUUGUUAUUCUCUUCUCGCUACAAGACUUUGACACGGUGCUCAGCGCUACCACCGGUCCGCUACUCCAGAUAUACUACCAGGCGACGAGCAGCCGCGUCGGGGCCACCUGCCUCAUGAUGUUCAACCUCGUCGCGAUGGUUCUUGCCGGCCAGGGCAUCCUGACCGUCUCGUCGCGCCUGGUGCUCACCUUCGCCCGCGAUCGCGGCCUCGGGCCCGCGUCGCUCAUUGCCGGUGUUCACCCUCGCCUCAAGGCGCCCGUCUGGUGCAUCGUCUUCGUCACUGUCUGGGUGACGGCGUUUGGCCUGAUCAACCUCGGCAGCAGCGUGACCACCAAUGCCAUCCUCUCGUCCUCCGUCGUUUUCCUACAGAUCAGCUAUUUCAUCCCCAUCGCCAUUGUCUUUGUGCGCGGCGCUUCCGCUUUCGGCGAGCACGCCACACACGCCAAAUGGUCUCUCGGACGAUGGCGCCGCACCAUCAACGGCAUUGCGCUUGCGUUCGUCGUCGUCACCACCAUCACAUUCUGCUUCCCACCUGCGAUCCCUGUGCUGAGCGGGACAACGAUGAACUGGGUCGUGGUGGUUGUCGCAUUGGUGUGGCUGUUCGCAGGCAUUACUUGGGCAAUCGACGGACGGACGCAGUUCCACGGCCCCAAGGCGCUGGAGGAGCGGCUGGAGAUUGCGAGGGCAGCGUAG